AGAUGAGGGCCAUGGCUGACGGCCGGGCUGUGACCGCGCCGCUCCGCUCCCGCCUCUCUCUCGGUUCGGACUCCGGUUCCGGUUAGUUCCGGUUGGGCUCCGAGUUCCGCUUCCGGCCGGUGGGGGGGCGGGGCGGAGAGGCCGCCGCUAAACCACCGACAACGGAUUCACGCGGCCGCCGCCGCCGCCGGAACCGGAACCGCUCCCGGCGUGCCCCGCGCGCCAACGGCGCCACGCGGAGGAGGGGCGGGGACUACAUCUCCCGGCGUGCCCCGCGGCGGGAAAGGCGGCGCCGCGCCCCUCCCCGUAACGGCCCCGCGGCGCCCUCUUGUGGCGGCGGUGAGCAGCGCCCCGGGAAAGCCCCGGCGGGAUGGCGAUGGCGGGGCGCGGGGGACCGGCGGCCGCGCUGCUCUGCGUGUCCUUCAUCGCGGCGGCGGCGGCCGGGGCCGGGGGUCCGGAGGCUGCCGGGGGUCCGGAGGCUCCCCGGGGCCGUGCCGCCGCCGCUGACCCGCUGUCGCGGCUGGGACGAGCUGCGUGGGAGGCGCUGGAGAGCUGCGUGGGCCCCCAGCCCCUGCAGCUCGUGGCCGAGAGCCUCUCAACCACCCUCUGGGUUGUAUCCUCGGGGAUCUCGGCGGCUCUGACCACGCUUUGUGGCAUCGUCGGCGACCUCCUGGCGACGUCCGGCUUCACCGGCAAGCAGCUGCUGCAGGGAGCUGCCCCGGGCCCCGGCGAGGUGCAGCGGGUGCUGCUGUGGGCUCUGGUCGCCGCGGUGGGUUCGUGGCUGCUGGCGCGGUGCUGGGGGCUCGUGGUGCGGGUGCUGAGGUGGGCGACACUCUGCUGCUUCCUCGGAGCUUUCCUCCACGUGGCGACGUCCCUGGAGAACCCCACGCUGCAGGCGGGGCUGCUGCUGGCGCUCUGGCUGCUCUACAGCCUCCUGGGGAGGUGGCUCGGGGGAUGCCCCGGCGCCAGCACCCGGCUGGAUGCGGCCGUGCGCAGCCUGGAGUGGAAAGUGGAGGAGUUGCAACGGCGCCAGAAAUGGGGGGGCCCCCGGAACCGGGAGGAUUAAGGGCGGGGGGAAGGGGUGUAUCCAUCCCCCCUCCACACUGUUUUGGGGGUCAGUGUGCCUCUGUGCCCCUCCAAGCAUGCUCCUGCCUCUGUCUGCCUCCCCCCCUCGCUUCUCCCAUCAAUCCCCCCCCCUCACUUUACACACCAAAGCUGGGGGACCCCCCCCAUCCCAAUGUCCCCCCUCAGCUCUGCACCCCAAACCCUCAGCCCUGCACUUGGUGCCUUCACAACAGCCAGCAGUGCCUUCCCCCAGGGGGGGUGGUUCUCUUAGUGCCCUGGCACCCCCUCCCCGUGCCCCCAUCCCCAAAUGCAGCCAGGGAGGGGAGGGGACCCUCCUGACCCCCAGCUUGCCAACGGUUCCCUGGGCACCCUCCCAGUCCAAAAUGGGGGCUCUGCUCUUAUGGGGGGGUUCAUAGCCCCCCCUCCCCGAGGCUGGCCCCCUCCUUGCUGUCAGCAUUGGGGCUUUAAGCAGCUUUUUAAACUGUUUUGAUAUCGUGGUUCAGAAUAAAGGUGGGUUUGUGUCAGCCCCCUC
Messenger RNA from Colius striatus (speckled mousebird), 1597 nucleotides. RefSeq names its product transmembrane protein 109 (gene TMEM109). The coding region runs from base 371 to 1066 and encodes 231 amino acids. NCBI's taxonomy places the organism in Eukaryota, Metazoa, Chordata, Aves, Coliiformes, Coliidae. The transcript is spliced from 4 exons. The record is from RefSeq and is a predicted model, not a curated record. Gene Ontology annotation, biological process: cellular response to gamma radiation; intrinsic apoptotic signaling pathway in response to DNA damage by p53 class mediator.